Molecule: messenger RNA, 798 nt
Organism: Priceomyces carsonii
Lineage: Eukaryota; Fungi; Ascomycota; Pichiomycetes; Serinales; Debaryomycetaceae
Exons: 1
Coding region: 1-798 (265 amino acids)
Biological process (GO): lipid droplet organization; phospholipid biosynthetic process; lipid storage
Cellular component (GO): endoplasmic reticulum membrane
Molecular function (GO): coenzyme A diphosphatase activity
Source: RefSeq, a predicted model, not a curated record
AUGCAUUUGAAAAGCAAUGUAGCUAUUACGUUGUACGUUCUUACAUUGGUAGUGUCAUUGCCAUUUCAAUUCACUUCUCAGAGAUAUUCUGAUAGAAUUGCAAAUAUUGCAUUUCUCAGAUUUUGGAACCAAUGUCUCAUCGAGAAACAUGGAUAUGCCUGGUUCACAAUAGUUUACUUAAGCUUUAUUUUAACUUAUUGCAGUGAAAAGUCGUUGAGAGUCCCAGAAGUCGUUGUAUAUCGUUUUAUUUCUGUUUAUUGUGUCAAUACUGUGAUUUUUUUGGCGUUGAAUAUAUGGUGCUUUGGGCCCUCAAUAUUCGAUCGAAUCAAUACUAUGACUUCCGGAUGUUGCUCCAUUGAAUCCAUUGAUUACAAGAGAAAGUGUUUAGAGCAUAAUGGCAAAUGGAUUAAUGGAUUUGAUGUGUCUGGUCACAUGUACUUCAUAUCUUCUACAAGUUGCCUCAUAUGGCAAGAGAUGUUGAAGGGUUUACUGGGAUUCAGUGAGUCAUCUACAGACUCUUUGCAGACAGAUACAGAAGCGCAGGUUGCCAGCAAUUUGAUAGGAAAUGAAAAUAGAGAUGGAGAAAUGGAUGAGAGAAAGAAGCAGGCUCUUAAUAAAAGGGCUAAGAAGUGGAUUAAAAAUGUAAUUUUUUCCUAUUCACUUCUUUACGUAUUAUUAACCUACUGUAUGUACGUGGUUACUUGCUUUUUCUUUCACACGGCUUUUGAAAAGAUUAUUGGACUUAUUUUUGGUAUGACCCUUCCCUCGAUCCUAUUCUUUUUUGAGAGAAAAGACUGA